CUCAACAGACCUGAUUAAGAGCUAGCAGCCAAUCUCUUCCCCUUCUCUUCGCUGGUGUCACUGUGUUUCUACUGCCUACCGGAGAUGAACAGUGGCGCUGGUGGUGCUGGGGGAGCAGCAGUAGGGAGGAUGCCGGCGGGGAGCCUCCAGUGGGCACAGUGGAGGCUAGCGGAUGAGCGAUGUGAACUCCGGGAGGAGGAGAUGGAGUACAUGCGACGGUUCCACCGCCACGAAAUCGGUAGCAACCAGUGCAACUCCUUCAUUGCGAAGCACGUUAGGGCGCCCCUCCAAAAUGUUUGGUCACUGGUGAGGAGGUUUGAUCAGCCACAAAUUUACAAACCUUUUGUGAGAAAGUGUGUAAUGCGCGGAAAUGUUGAGACCGGAAGUGUUAGGGAGAUCAUUGUUCAAAGUGGGCUCCCAGCCACAAGGAGCAUUGAAAGGUUAGAGUUCCUUGAUGAUAAUGAAUACAUCCUCCGUGUCAAGUUUAUUGGUGGCGAUCAUAUGUUGAAGAACUAUUCAUCCACCUUGACUAUGCACUCUGAGGUCAUAGACGGCCAACCAGGAACAGUUGUUAUUGAGUCAUUUGUGGUGGACAUUCCAGAAGAGAAUACCAAAGAAGACAUAUGCUAUUUCGUCAAGAACUUGCUCAGGUGUAACCUAAGGACCCUCGCUGAUGUGUCUGAGGAGAGCCUUGCCAGUCCUUGUUAAAACUCCAAGAAACAAUGGAGCUCCUUGAUCGGCGCUGAUUACUAAAGCUUCUUCUAAAGAAUUUAGUUAUCAGUACAAUCAUAGGGCUCACUUCAGUUUACUACAUAUACAUAUCCAACUUUCUGAUUUAGUUCGCUCUAGUGUUUGAAAAAUGUUAAACUGAAAUGAAUUUAUAAUAUUAUGAAGGAUUGUCGUCGGACUUCAUGUGCAUUCAUAUGUCUUA
Molecule: messenger RNA, 931 nt
Organism: Oryza sativa Japonica Group (Japanese rice)
Lineage: Eukaryota; Viridiplantae; Streptophyta; Magnoliopsida; Poales; Poaceae
Product: abscisic acid receptor PYL3-like
Biological process (GO): abscisic acid-activated signaling pathway
Cellular component (GO): cytoplasm; nucleus
Molecular function (GO): abscisic acid binding; protein phosphatase inhibitor activity; signaling receptor activity
Source: RefSeq, a predicted model, not a curated record